AUGUUUCGAUCGAAACUACCAGUAGGCAAAAAAUAUGCAUUUCUAACCAAACGAGCCAAACCUCGUAAAAUUGCAUCACGUUCGCCACUCAAAUUUUCUUCUCAAGAGUUUGAUCGUGAAUUUGGAUCAAGAUAUCAAAUAAUUGACAUUCAUAUUGGUGAUGUAAGACUGAUAUUAGAUCUUGUUGAAGGUGUUUGGAAACUUGUUGAACCGCCAAUUAGUCCCGAAGAACUAGUCGCAUUAGAAAAGCAAAGGUCUGAAUUAGACGAGGACAACGCUUAUCUUCGUGCUAAGUUAGACAUAUUAUUUGAAUUAGUCGCUGAAACGACUGCUGAAGCGGAACUUCGACGUGAAACUUCGAAAUCAUCACAAUAA
Molecule: messenger RNA, 375 nt
Organism: Rotaria socialis
Lineage: Eukaryota; Metazoa; Rotifera; Eurotatoria; Philodinida; Philodinidae
Source: the annotation of a GenBank genome assembly